AUGGCGACCGCAGACAACACCGUCCCCAGGAAGAAGUGGUGGAAGAUCCAGUGGUACUCGGACGACGACACUCCCGAAGAGCGCAAGUUCAUCAUCAAACUCGAUCUCAUCGUCGUUCCCUACGCAGUUCUGGCGUACUGGGUCAAGUAUAUCGACAAUGCCUACGUCGGAGGAAUGAAAGAGGAGCUCGGCUUCAAAGGGAACGAGCUCGUCGAACUCCAGACAAUGUACACAGUCGGCGCAGUUGUUGGCAUGGUGCCCUUCAUGUUCUUGUUCACCUAUAUCCCCAUGUACUGGACUAUCCCCGCCAUGGAUAUCCUUUGGGGUCUCUUCACACUGCUGCAAUACCGAGCACACUCUUUCGGGGAGCUGGCGGCGUAUCGAUUCAUGGUCGGCUUCUUUGAAAAAAAGUCGAAUGCUGACCUCAACACAGGCUCCUGGUACCGAGGGCACGAAAUCGCACGACGAGGCGGCAUCUUUUACACUGGACUCAACCUCGGAACCUUGACAGCAGGCCUCAUCGCAGCUGGAGCAUCACACCGCCUCGAAGGCGUCAACGGGAUGGCUGGCUGGCGCUGGAUGUACAUCAUCUGCGCAAUAAUCACUAUCCCCGUCGGCAUUCUCGGAUACUUCCUCCUCCCAGGCACCGUGGAGCAACCAAACCGCUGGAUUCUCAAUGACCACGACAUCAAGAUUGCAAAAUCACGCUUGGAACGCGGCGGACACGUCACCCGCGGCAAGUUCAAGCUCGGACACCUCAAGCAGAUCUUCCUCAGCCCGCAGUUCUGGACCGUUGUGCUCGUCGACGUGCUGUUCUGGAACGCCGGUAUCCACAAGAGCACAGGCAGCUUUCUACUUUGGAUUAAGAGCUUGGGUCGCUACAGUCCGGCGCAGGUCAAUGAGAUGGGGACUAUCGCGCCAGCUUUGGGAAUCCUAUACAACAUCGUGGCGUGCUUCCUUUCUGACUUGGUGCUUGGCCCCGCAUGGGCCAUUACAUUCUCCUCGUUGUGGAAUGUCACAGGCUUGAUUAUGCUCGUCGUCUGGGAUGUGCCUGAGGGUGCCAAGUGGUUCGCCUUCUCGACGAUGUACUGGUCCAACGCACUCUCCAGUGUCCUCCACGGCUGGGUCAACACCAUCCUCAGAGACUCUCCGGAACAACGGUCAUUUACCCUCGUCAUGAUUACUAUCAUUGCCCAAUCAUCGACAGCCUGGACACCGCUGUUAACAUUUCCGACGGUCGAGUCUCCGAGCUAUCCCAAGGGAUUUUCUUUCUGUCUUGGGUGUGCUGUUGCGCUGAUCGUUGCGACGCACGUCCUUGAUGUUUAUAUCAAACGAAAAGAAAAAUCGAAACAUGCGCAGCUCGAAAGCGGCAGCAGCCACGAUGGUAGCUAUGUUGAUGCUCCUACUAACGCUACCGGGAAGACUACGACCGCCGAAGUGACGGCAGUGGUCAACACUUCAGAAGAGUCCAUAGCACGACACUGA
Molecule: messenger RNA, 1485 nt
Organism: Colletotrichum scovillei
Lineage: Eukaryota; Fungi; Ascomycota; Sordariomycetes; Glomerellales; Glomerellaceae
Product: major facilitator superfamily transporter
Exons: 4
Coding region: 1-1485 (494 amino acids)
Biological process (GO): transmembrane transport
Cellular component (GO): membrane
Molecular function (GO): transmembrane transporter activity
Source: RefSeq, a predicted model, not a curated record